AUGGAUGAAACUGCAGCAGGACAGCCUCCUCAAUCUGAGGGCGACAUGACUUCGUAUGGUGCCCCUGCCGACAUCGCUCUGCCAGAACCAGCAGACGCCGCGUCACCAUCCGCUAAGCGCAAAAUUACCGAACUUGAUGGCUCGGCAGAAAACAACGGCAGCAAGCGAAGGAAGGGCACAGCGCCGGUCAAAGAAGAGUUUCUAGUCAAGGCCGACGACUUGAUCGAGUCGAAACCCGCACGUGACGAAGCCGACGACGAUGCCGCAGAAGCCUUUCAUCACCAAGACAGACAGCUGAAAAGCCAGAACAGCAAAGGCAAACGCCGUGAGAAGAAGUCAGGUCAAAACAAGGCUCGUGACUUUGGAAGUUCAAGGGACGAGGUAGGCUUGUGUUCCACCCGUGUUCACAGACCUGAGUUCUCCCCCGAUUCCUGUCCGUUCGGGGACAGUUGUCGCUUCGAGCAUGAUCUACGGAAAUACCUGAGCCAGUACAAGCGGGAAGACCUGUCUACAUUCCACGGCGUUUGUCCUGUUUGGGAGGUCAAGGGAAGAUGCCCGGCCGGGUGGAAAUGUCGCUUCAUCGGUUCGCAUUCUACCGAAGUCGAACACGGUGAUGGUCGGAAGGAAUUGGUCCUGGUCCACAAUGCCGAUCAAAUGGUGAAAUAUGCUCAGACUUCGUCGGAGGAGGAAGAGGUGGGCGUCGCGAACAUCCUAACGUCGCAGCAGAGGAUUCAGCUCACCAAGAGGAAGGUGCCGACACCUAGAUCAGACGAAUUUCUCAGCUGGCUCGACGAGCGAGCUCAAAAUCCAGCGGACCAAGGUCGAAACCGCCGACCAGGAAAGGGCUCACGCAGGCCCGAAUCUUUACGCAAUUCCUCCUCUCCUGAACCGGAGACUCUCCAGGAUGAAAUGGAUGGAAACGCUGCGCAGGAUUCAAGAGCUACAUUUCUGGAAGCUCCCCUGCGGCCAUCAGAGAAGCGUCGCUUAUACUUUGGCCCGGAGACGCCAAUUCUCGCUCCGCUAACGACACAAGGCAAUUUACCGUAUCGGCGCCUGUGCACUUCGCUUGGGGCAACGUUCACCUACUCCGAGAUGGCCAUGUCACUUCCUCUUCUGCAAGGUCAUAAAUCUGAGUGGGCCCUCAUGAAAGCUCAUGAGUCGGACGUCCAACCACCGACCUUUACGAUCAAAAGCCGGGAAAAUAUUGUCUUCGACUAUGACCAAACGAAAGAUCUCUGUUUCGGGGCCCAAAUUGCCGCAAACAAGCCUUGGCUGGCAGUCAAAGCAACCGAAGUCCUUACGACUCUCUUGCCAAAGGGUUUGCGCGUGGUUGACCUCAAUGUUGGUUGCCCUAUCGAUCUGGUCUACCGGGAGGGUGCCGGUUCGGCAUUGAUGGACUCGCCGCCCAAGCUCGAAAAGAUGCUACGAGGAAUGAACAUGGUAUCGGGGGAGACACCUGUCACAGUGAAGAUCCGCACGGGCACAAAGGAUAAGCAGCCAACCGCCCAGAAACUCGUUGACCGACUCGUCCUUGGUAGUGGGAAUGGUGAUUCUUGUGGUGUCGCUGCCAUUACGCUCCACGGACGCUCGAGACAACAGAGAUACACUCGUUCCGCAGACUGGGAGUACAUCACCGACACGGCUUCGUUGAUCAAAGCGCUCAACGCAAAGGCCGAUGCUAUGGCCGACACUAUCCACGAGCCCGAGGAGCGGGAUCAGCCCAAUGGGCACAAAGGUUCAAAGAACGGGAAAGUCUUCUUCAUUGGAAAUGGCGAUGUCUUUUCUCAUGAGCAUUACUACGACCAUAUCCAGCACGCCGGGGUGGAUGGGGUGAUGGCAGCGCGUGGAGCGCUCAUUAAACCGUGGCUAUUCGAGGAGAUUGCAGCAGGGCAAUACCUAGACAAAUCGUCUUCAGAGCGGCUACAGAUCGUUGAGCGGUUCGUCAGAUACGGCUUGGAGGCGUGGGGCAGUGAUGAAUGGGGUGUAGGACAGACGCGACGGUUCUUGCUGGAGUGGCUCAGCUUUGCCUGUCGAUAUGUGCCGAUCGGCCUCCUGGAGUAUCUGCCGCCCAAUAUUCAGGAUCGACCGCCACGGUUCCGAGGUCGGGAUGAGCUCGAGACAUUGAUGGCAAGCGACAACUACAAGGACUGGAUCAAGAUCAGUGAGAUGUUCCUGGGACCAGCGCACAGAGACUUUCGAUUUGAGCCCAAGCACAAGUCCAAUAGCUACGAGAUCCAAGCCGAGGGCUGA
Cladophialophora carrionii CBS 160.54 is the source of this 2250-nucleotide messenger RNA. RefSeq lists its product as uncharacterized. The transcript has 2 exons. Gene Ontology annotation, molecular function: RNA binding; tRNA dihydrouridine synthase activity; flavin adenine dinucleotide binding. Lineage: Eukaryota; Fungi; Ascomycota; Eurotiomycetes; Chaetothyriales; Herpotrichiellaceae. The coding region runs from base 1 to 2250 and encodes 749 amino acids. The record is from RefSeq and is a predicted model, not a curated record. Gene Ontology annotation, biological process: tRNA processing.